Molecule: messenger RNA, 2156 nt
Organism: Oncorhynchus kisutch (coho salmon)
Lineage: Eukaryota; Metazoa; Chordata; Actinopteri; Salmoniformes; Salmonidae
Product: transcription factor PU.1
Exons: 6
Coding region: 134-925 (263 amino acids)
Biological process (GO): regulation of transcription by RNA polymerase II; cell differentiation
Cellular component (GO): nucleus
Molecular function (GO): DNA-binding transcription factor activity, RNA polymerase II-specific; sequence-specific DNA binding
Source: RefSeq, a predicted model, not a curated record
GGACUGGAGGAGCUUUCACCUGCCCACUCGUUCUGUCUCUCUUCCUCCAUCACACCUCUCUCUCUGAAGGAUAUUACUGCAUCAAUCUGUCAAAAAACAACUUAAAGGACUCAAACAGAUAGUGUUUGUCGACAUGCUGGCUACUCUGGAGACGAUGGGUUAUAUCCCAGGCUGGCCCGGUCCUGCCCAGACCCCGGUAGAGGUGGACCUGGACGUCAUAGAGGAAUAUCUACAGGAACACUCCCUGGAUGUCCGACACACACCUCCUACGCCUCCUGCCACGCCCGCUCAGCAAACACACACACACUCACACCAACACCAGGAGACCAGCGUCAUAGAGAACAGCUGGUCUGGUCAGUAUGCCUACCAGUGGCAUUAUGACUAUAGUUCUCCUAAUAAGGAAUAUGAAAAACAGGCUCCGCCCACAGAAUGGCCUCGUCUUCAUGGCAACCACUGGGAGCACAGCACCUAUUCCAGUGAGACAACUCCCUGCAGUGAGUCUGACUCCUCCAGCUCCCUCUGUCUAGACUACCCUCCAUCCUCUCCCUCCGACGCUCUCUCCUGCCCCCCUGCUGAGAGGAGAGGCAGGAAGACGAGCGAAAUACUGCCCCUCACAUCACACUCAGGAAAGAAGAAGGAGCGUCUGUUCCACUUUCUGUUUGAGAUGCUACAGACCCCCUCCAUGCGGAGCUGCAUCUGGUGGAUACAGUCCUGCUCCGGCACCUUCCAGUUCUCCUCCCAGAACAAGGAGCGUCUGGCCCAGCUGUGGGGCCGAAGGAAGGGAAAUCGCAAGACCAUGACAUACCAGAAGAUGGCUCGAGCACUCAGGAACUACAGCAGAACAGGAGAGAUCUGUAAGGUGAAGAGGAAGCUCACAUACCAGUUUAGUGAGGGAACACUGAGGGGGCUGCAGGGAGCGUGUUAGGGAGAGUGAGAAGGAGGAACAUAUGCUAGCACAGUUACCUGGCAGGGCACAAAGAUAAAUACUGAGUAUUUGUAAGAUGAGGAAGUAGAAGAGGAGGAGCAAGAGGAAGAGGAGCAGGGGGAGGAGGAGCAAGGGGAGGAGGAAGAGGACGAGAAGCAGGAGGAGGAAGAGUAUGAAGAGGGGGGUGAGGAGGAAGAAGAGCAGGAGGAGGAAGAGGAGGGUGAGGAGCAACAUCACCCUAACCCCUAACUCUUCUGUCUUCAACAGGUAGACACCAUGUAGAAGCUAGGGAAAGGGGUCUUCAACAUGUAGAAGCUAGGGAAAGGACCUUCAACAUGUAGAAGCUAGGGAAAGGACCUUCAACAUGUAGAAGCUAGGGAAAGGACCUUCAACAAGUAGAAGCUAGGGAAAGGACCUUCAACAAGUAGAAGCUAGGGAAAGGACCUUCAACAAGUAGAAGCUAGGGAAAGGACCUUCAACAUGUAGAAACUAGGGAAAGGACCUUCAACAUGUAGAAGCUAGGGAAAGGGCCUUCAACAUGUAGAAGCUAGGGAAAGGGCCUUCAACAUGUAGAAGCUAGGGAAAGGGCCUUCAACAUGUAGAAACUAGGGAAAGGGCCUUCAACAUGUAGAAGCUAGGGAAAGGGCCUUCAACAUGUAGAAGCUAGGGAAAGGGCCUUCAACAUGUAGAAACUAGGGAAAGGACCUUCAACAUGUAGAAGCUAGGGAAAGGGUCCUUCAACAUGUAGAAGCUAGGGAAAGGGCCUUCAACAUGUAGAAGCUAGGGAACGGUCCUUCAACAUGUAGAAGCUAGGGAAAAGGGCCUUCAACAUGUAGAAGCUAGGGAAAAGGGCCUUCAACAUGUAGAAGCUAGGGCAAGGGCCUUCAACAUGUAGAAGCUAGGGGAAGGGUAUUCAGGGGCUACAGAAGGGACAAGCCUUUGAACAUUGACUUUGAACAUUAUUUGUAAAUCUGAGGAUUGUCAUUAUAUGAAAACUACUUCAUAAGUAGAGUUUGAAUGAAUCUCAAAUGGCACUGAUUAUUUUAUACACCUAAUGAAGAAAAUGUUGGAUCGGAUGAUAUAUUUUUCUAGACUUUCUUUUUGUUUUAGAUGUAGUCUUUAAUCAUGUGUGUUGAUCAACCGGUUUAGAGAAGAUCCAUGUGUUUUAAACCAUUUGUCUUUGUGUCCUAUGAUUUUAAUAAAAUGUCUGGUAUCUGCCCUCAUACUGUGA